Molecule: messenger RNA, 666 nt
Organism: Laccaria bicolor S238N-H82
Lineage: Eukaryota; Fungi; Basidiomycota; Agaricomycetes; Agaricales; Hydnangiaceae
Gene: FAS-3
Exons: 2
Coding region: 1-666 (221 amino acids)
Source: RefSeq, a predicted model, not a curated record
AUGUCACGACUUUCACGUGCCUUGCAGGCGUGUCAUUGUCGUUGGCUCAAGCCCACUGGCACUUGGAAUUUGUCCGACUCUGGCUUCGCUGAGGCUUCAGCACCAUGUGAUAGGCACUCUGGUUUUGCCGAGUCCCUUUGUGGGUGUUUGCUUUGGCACUGCUGCAGGUUUGGGGUGCCCAUGCUUGGCCAUGUGUGCGCCAAAAUCGAGAGUGUUCACGCCCCACUAUUGGAUUUCACUAUCAUCACUGGUUGGAAGGCCACCAUGAAGCCAAUCUUCCCUGCAGCAAUUGGCGGAGACCCCAAACUCGUUCAUCUCUCUAAUGCCUUGCGUAUGGUUGAUGGAGCCAAACCCCUUCAGGUUGGAGGUGUCUGUAAGGCAGAAGUUCACAUCUUUUUUGCCAUCAAUGCCAACAAACCACCGUCAAUGCCCCAUGCAUCAUCGCCAGCGGGGGGUCUCUACAUGGCCUCCACGCUCAACCACUGCCAUCGGCGACACCACUCAAAACUACCUGCCACGCCCUUGCCUCAUGCACACAGAACCGGCUGGGCUUUUGCCAACUCCUUGCACCACCCAUGUGCUAAUUCUGUGAUGUUUGGCUAUUGUGGCUAUCAGAGACUCUUCAUUGUCAAACCGCGUCAUAAUCAACAUUUCGCUUAUAAUUAA